CCGGGCCCCCGGGCUCCGGGGAGGCGGAGGUCGGGGGUGGGGGGCGGGGGCGGCACGGGGGCUCCCGGAGCCCGCAAACGGUUCCGGCUGCGGCGGUGGCAACAAAGACGGCGAAUGACCCCCUCCCCUGUCCCGGGGGCGCCGGGCGACAGGCAGGCGGAGGGCCCGGGCCCGCGCGGGGAGCGGGGUGGCCCCCGGGUGGGGCGGCGAGGGCCAGGGGCGCCCCGCGGGGGGGCGGGGGCGGCCGCGCCUGGCGCCGGGGCUCUGGCCGCCUGACAAAACCAUCCCCCGGAGCCAGGCGGCGGCGAGGCGGCGGCGGCGGCUCCAUCCGGGGCUUUGCGGGAGGGGGAGGGGACGGAAGCCGAGAGGGCGGGCGGCGGAUCGGAGGAGGAGGAGGGAGGGAGGGAGGGAGGAAGGGGAGGGGGGCGAUCCGCGUUCCGUUCCCCGGCGCCGGUCCCUCCCUUCCCGCCGCCACGGCGGAGCGCGUCCCGGAGCGGCGGCGGCCGGCGAGCGUCCCGCGUCGGAGCCCCGAGGAGCGAGACGGGCCGGCCAAGGUUUGUUAAAAAACAUGGACUUGGCCAACCAUGGACUUAUUCUCCUGCAGCAGUUAAACGCCCAGCGCGAGUUCGGGUUCCUGUGUGACUGCACAGUGGCCAUCGGCGAUGUGUACUUCAAGGCCCACAAAUCAGUGCUUGCCUCCUUCUCCAACUACUUUAAGAUGCUGUUCGUCCACCAGACCAGCGAGUGCGUGCGCCUGAAGCCCACCGACAUCCAGCCCGACAUCUUCAGCUACCUCCUGCACCUGAUGUACACGGGCAAGAUGGCCCCGCAGCUCAUCGACCCCGUGCGCCUGGAGCAGGGCAUCAAGUUCCUGCACGCCUACCCGCUCAUCCAGGAGGCCAGCCUGGCCAGCCAGGGCGCCUUCUCCCACCCGGACCAAGUCUUCCCGCUCGCCUCGUCCCUCUACGGCAUCCAGAUCGCCGACCACCAGCUGCGCCAGGCCUCCAAGCUCGCGCCGGCCCCGGAGAAGCUGGCGCGGGACGCGCGGCCGGCCCGCCUGGGUCCCGACCCAGGCCCUGACGCCGCUGCAGCCGCCGCCGCCGCCGCCGCCGCGCCGCUGUCGCAGCUGCCCGGGGGCCGGACCCAUCUGACGCCCUCGGAGCCGCUGCUGCCCACGCCGCUGUCCCCCGAACUCGUGUCCACGCCCGUGCCCGCGCCCGCGCCUGCGCCCGUGCCCAUGCCCAUGCCCGUGCCGGGCGUGGGGCCGCCGCCGCCGCCGCCCUCGUCGAUGCCCGGGGACGAGGCGGGGCUGGCGCCGUCACCGUCGGACGAGCACCCGGCGCCGCUGACCAUCGCGCACGUGAAGCCGAGCAUCAUGAAGCGCAACGGCAGCUUCCCCAAGUGCUACGCGUGCCACCUGUGCGGCCGGCGCUUCACGCUGCGCAGCAGCCUGCGCGAGCACCUGCAGAUCCACACCGGGGUGCCCUUCCCGGGCGCCGGGCCGCCGGGGGACGCGCGCGGGGGCGCCCUGGCCGCCGCUGCCGCCGCCGCCGCCGCCGCCGCGGCCGCAGCCGAGGAGCUGGCCAAGGACGCGGCCGACGCGCCCGAGGCGGGCAUGGUCAGCGACAGCGAGCUGCCGCACAUCUCCGACUCGCCGCUGCUGGACGGGCAGCCGCCAUCCGAGACGCCGCCGCCGUCGGACAUCGCGGACAUCGACAACCUGGAGCAGGCCGACCAGGAGCGCGAGGUGAAGCGGCGCAAGUACGAGUGCACCAUCUGCGGCCGCAAGUUCAUCCAGAAGAGCCACUGGCGCGAGCACAUGUACAUCCACACGGGCAAGCCCUUCAAGUGCAGCACGUGCGACAAGAGCUUCUGCCGCGCCAACCAGGCGGCGCGCCACGUGUGCCUCAACCAGAGCAUCGACACCUACACCGUGGUGGACAAGCAGACGCUCGAGCUGUGCACGUUCGAGGAGGGCAGCCAGAUGGACAGCCUGCUGGUGCAGGCCAGCAAGCCCUACAAGUGCAACCUGUGCGACAAGACCUUCGCCACGCCCAGCGAGGUGGUGAAGCACGCGUGCCAGAGCCAGGCCGCGGACGUGUUCGCGCUGGACGAGGGCCGCGCCCUCCUGCUGGGCGCCGGGGGGGACUCGGAGGUCCCCGAGCCCGACCACCCGGUGCUGGCGUCCAUCAAAAAGGAACAGGAAACCGUGUUGUUGGACUGACCGCCCCCCCCCCCUCCACUCCCUGUCGCCGGCUGCUCUUGGCUUUUUUUUUUCUUUCUUUUUUUUUU
This is a messenger RNA of Sorex araneus (European shrew), 2292 nucleotides long. RefSeq names its product zinc finger and BTB domain containing 2 (gene ZBTB2). Gene Ontology annotation, biological process: negative regulation of transcription by RNA polymerase II; regulation of cytokine production; regulation of immune system process. The transcript has 3 exons. The coding region runs from base 569 to 2224 and encodes 551 amino acids. The record is from RefSeq and is a predicted model, not a curated record. Lineage: Eukaryota; Metazoa; Chordata; Mammalia; Eulipotyphla; Soricidae. Gene Ontology annotation, molecular function: protein binding.